AUGACUACGCCCAAUCCCAUCGCCGUUCGGAGAGAGUCCAUUAAGCAAGGAGUGUCGGUUUCUGAGAUCCGCAACUCGCACCAUGCUGAGAUGGCAACUAACACCAGUGCCCGGGCGGGAACCCUCGCUGACCCGGCGUAUCGGGGGGAAGUGGAGAAGCGAAUGAAGCGCAAGCUCGAUCGUCGGUGCGCGUUGUUCGUUCUCAUCUACAUCAUGAACUACCUGGAUCGGAACAACAUUGCUGUUGCUCGCCUUCGAGGGCUUCAAACGGAUCUGGAUCUGAAUGACUCGCAGUAUGCAACUUGCUUAAGCAUUCUUUACGUUGGCUACAUCUUGAUGCAGGUUCCUUCCAACAUGUUGAUGAAUCGCAUCCAGCGUCCAUCUCGAUAUAUAGCGGUUGCCAUUCUACUCUGGGGUCUGCUCUCGGUCCUGUCUGGAGUUACCAAAGACUUUGGUGGGAUGGUAGCAACACGUUUUUUCCUUGGCUUCAUCGAGGCCGCAUUCCUACCUGGAGCAUUGCUCAUCCUGUCAAAAUGGUACACCCGCCGGGAGCUCGCCCUUAGAAACGCAAUUCUCUUUUGUGGGAAUCUUAUAUCCAACGCCUUUUCUGCAUUGCUUGGCGCGGCAGUACUAUCGAACAUGCAAGGCGUUCUAGGCCAUUCUGCCUGGCGCUGGCUCUUUUGGAUUGAAGGUGCCUUUACGAUGGCACUCGCCCUACUUGCGCCCUUCAUACUACCGGACCUACCCCACAACACGAAGGGGUUUACUGAGGAAGAACGACAAGUGGCGCAGCUGAGGAUGACCGAGGACGUAGGAGAGGCUGAUGCCGACUCGUCAGAGCAAGGCACCUUUUCUGGGCUCUUCCUUGCCCUCAAGGAUAUUAAGGUGUAUAUUCUCAUGCUCGUCUUUACAGCAUAUACUGUUGGCUUGUCUUUCAACGCAUUUUUUCCGACAUUGACCGGAACCCUCGGGUUUGGAUACGUCGAAACGCUGCUACUGAGCUCUCCGCCAUGGCUUUUUGCCUGUAUCGUCAUGUUAGCCAACGCGUGGCACUCUGAUAGGACGCAGGAGCGGUUUUACCACAUCGUCUGGCCGAUGGGUAUGGGUCUGAUCGGUUUCAUCAUCAGCAUGUCAACGCUGAAUGUUGUGGCGCGCUAUAUUGCUCUGUAUCUGCAAGCAGGCUCCUACGCAGGGUUCUUUGUUAUGUACUCCUGGAUCGCUUCGACCUUUCCCCGCCCGCCUGCGAAACGCGCCGUGGCCAUCGCUUUGAUUAACGCGUUUAGCCAACUUGGAAAUGUGGCAGGCUCCUACGUAUGGCAUCUUCCCUCUAAUGGUUACAGGUACAGCUAUGUCAUCGUUACCUGCAUGUUUGGUGUCACGGUUAUUGGCUGUGUUGUGUUUAGGACAGUACUUGCGAAGCUGAAUCGAAAGAUCGAAGAAGGUGAAGAUCCCUGGGAGACUCAUGGAGAUGUCAUGCAGAAAACCUCGGAUAUGGCAAGGAGCGAAGGAGGAGAAAAGGUGGUGGUCUCCUUCCGGUAUUUGAUUUAA
Messenger RNA from Clonostachys solani, 1548 nucleotides. Lineage: Eukaryota; Fungi; Ascomycota; Sordariomycetes; Hypocreales; Bionectriaceae. The record is from the annotation of a GenBank genome assembly.